AUGAGCUAGGUUCUUGAUACCAUUGAUUCUAAGUUACAACCUUUGAAGGGCCAUCCAUUAUAUCAAGUGGAGAAUCAAAGAAUUCAGCAGGCAACUAGAUCAUCAAUAAAUUCUCCACUAAGGUCGAGGGCGCAAGGUAGAACUCUGUCAAAUUCAGGCAAGGAAUUCGCUCUAAUGGGAGGAGCUCUUGGAAAUUAUUUAUCAUCUAGACAAUCAGGCCCAGCAUUUGUAGUAAAAUAAAGCCUUCAAAAGCCAUAAUAAGGUAAAUGGACUAGAGAUGGUUUGGAUAGACUGACCUAAAGACCUUCUCACAAAGGGAUAAGGGAUAAAACUUAAGUGUUGCUCCCUCAUGAAAGAAACAACUCACCAAUGACUAUGGAAGAUCGAACUAUGUUAUUGACAGACAUAGAUUUAGUAAAUAGUUUAAGAGCCCCGAUUGAAGCAUACUAAGCUUCAUUUAAUUAGACUCAUACCUCAAUGAAAUCGAAAAUCUCUGCUAAAACAGGAUAAACAGGGAUAUCAACUACAAUCCCUUACCCACCAUCUUUCUAUGAAGAUGAUUAGUAGAAGUGGAGAGAUAAAUUUUCCAAAUAUAUUUAAGAACGGCAAGCACUAAAAAAGAUUAUAUAUAAAAAUAAUGAGUUAACACCAUUUACAAAGAACACGAAUCUAAAAGAUUAAACCUAAUUAUAUACAGUUAGAAAUGAAACCUAACCAGACUCUAUCAACCCUGACUAGAUGAAUUCUCCUUAUAAAAGGGUCAUGCAAAGAAGAAGAUCAAGACAGCAAACAUAUGCACCAAUUGCAGUCGAUUUUGAUUAUGCAGGAGAUAGCGGUUAAUUUGAUCAUAUUUUCAAAGCACGAAAUUCUUAAACAGGUUCCCCUAACAUUUCCAUCUUGAACUUUGAAAUGAAACUUAGAGGGUACAAAAAUGAGACUGAGUUCCUGGCUCAAGCUCCCUGGAUGUAUCCUGCAAGAAAAAGCUUCAAUUCUAAGGAGCAAUUUAAAAACUAGAAAUCUCAACUGAAUUAGACAAUAGGGGAAUUCAAAAUGAAGUUUAAUGAUCAGCUCCUUGAGAAAAACAGUAAUAUGCUAAGAGAUAUCUUCAACAAGGGGCUCAAGUAAAAUUAUAAUUGGGAGUGCAGUUUGAGAGGCGAUAGAGCUAAAAAUAGAUAGAAGCAGGUCUCUCAACAAGCACCUAGGGUUAAGAAUAGUGAAUAAUGA
Molecule: messenger RNA, 1224 nt
Organism: Stylonychia lemnae
Lineage: Eukaryota; Ciliophora; Spirotrichea; Sporadotrichida; Oxytrichidae
Source: the annotation of a GenBank genome assembly